GAAGGGGAAGUGGGGCGGGGGCCGGCGGCGGUGGGGAAGAUGGCGUACCAGAGCCUCCGGCUGGAGUACCUACAGAUCCCACCGGUCAGCCGCGCCUACACCACCGCCUGCGUCCUCACCACCGCCGCAGUGCAGUUGGAAUUGAUCACACCUUUUCAGCUGUACUUCAAUCCUGAAUUAAUCUUUAAACACUUCCAAAUAUGGAGGCUAAUCACCAAUUUUUUAUUUUUUGGGCCUGUUGGAUUCAAUUUUUUAUUUAACAUGAUAUUUCUAUACCGUUACUGUCGAAUGCUAGAAGAAGGCUCUUUCCGAGGCCGGACAGCAGACUUUGUAUUUAUGUUCCUUUUUGGUGGAUUUUUAAUGACUAUUUUUGGUUUGUUUGUGAGCUUAGUUUUCUUGGGCCAGGCCUUUACAAUAAUGCUUGUCUACGUGUGGAGCCGAAGGAACCCGUAUGUCCGCAUGAACUUCUUCGGUCUUCUCAAUUUCCAGGCCCCCUUUCUACCCUGGGUGCUCAUGGGCUUUUCCUUGUUGUUGGGGAACUCAAUCAUUGUGGACCUCUUGGGUAUUGCAGUCGGACACAUAUAUUUUUUCUUGGAAGAUGUAUUUCCCAAUCAGCCUGGUGGAAUAAGAAUUCUGAAAACACCAUCUAUUUUGAAAGCUAUUUUUGAUACACCAGAUGAGGAUCCAAAUUACAAUCCACUACCUGAAGAGCGGCCAGGAGGCUUCGCCUGGGGUGAGGGCCAGCGCCUCGGCGGGUAAAGCAGCAGUGCCAAUAACGAGACCCUGCCGGGAAGGACUCACGACAUACCCAUUGGGAUUCUUUUAUCCUUUGUGCUGCAAAAGUGUGGACACUUUUGACAGCUUGACAGAUUUUAACUCCAGAAGCACUUUAUGAAAUGGUACACUGAUAAUCCAGAAGACAUUUCCAGCAGUUUGCCGGUGGUUCCUCACUGCACUGGUACUGAAAGUGUAAUCUCUCGGAGCCAAAAACUGGAGAAACAUACCCUGCCGCCUCUAUCGAACAAGUACAUGCGUGCUGAGUUCUGUGGUGAAAGGCAGAGCUCUUUCCUCCUCCUCCUCUUUGAUAGACGAGGCCGUGGUGUAAAUGGAAGUUUCAGAGAGGACAAAAUAAAACGCAAUUCCAUCUCUCUCUCACUCA
This is a messenger RNA of Myotis lucifugus (little brown bat), 1159 nucleotides long. RefSeq names its product derlin 2 (gene DERL2). Gene Ontology annotation, molecular function: misfolded protein binding; ubiquitin-specific protease binding. Gene Ontology annotation, cellular component: endoplasmic reticulum membrane; Hrd1p ubiquitin ligase ERAD-L complex. The transcript is spliced from 7 exons. Gene Ontology annotation, biological process: endoplasmic reticulum unfolded protein response. The record is from RefSeq and is a predicted model, not a curated record. The coding region runs from base 40 to 759 and encodes 239 amino acids. NCBI's taxonomy places the organism in Eukaryota, Metazoa, Chordata, Mammalia, Chiroptera, Vespertilionidae.